Messenger RNA from Cladocopium goreaui, 1554 nucleotides. The record is from the annotation of a GenBank genome assembly. Lineage: Eukaryota; Dinophyceae; Suessiales; Symbiodiniaceae.
AUGACACCUUACAGUCGGACCCAGGUAGUGCUAUUGCUGGUUCUGCUAGUGAGCUUCCUGGAACUUCCACCCACCCAUGAAUACCAAGUCUUAGAGUUCUACGCUGGAGUUGGCAGAAUUGCAGCUAUGUCCAAAUAUGUUGGGUAUAGGUCAUGUGCUCUAGAUGUUGAAUAUGGCCGUGAACGAUUCGACAAACAGGGCAAGCGGUCACCGAUGGACAUCAAUUCAGAUUCCGGGCUAGUAUUGGCAAUACACCUACUACUACACUCGGAGUUCGAAGCUGCCGUCGCAGUGUUGGCAGUUGUGUGCUCAUCCAUGGUACCGGUCAAUCGUGGGUCCACUGAUAGAAGCUUCAUGACACCCCUGGGCAAUGAAUACUUUCUUGCAGUGAGGAAAAGCAACAAGUUGACUUCCAGGAGUGUAUUGUGCAUGUUGCUUCUAGUGGCACUUGGGGGUACCUACUUGAUGGAAAACCCGGUCAACUCACUGGUUGCCCUCCAUCCCCGCUAUGUGUGGUUCUGCGCGCGACUGCAGGAGCUUGGCAUUCCAACCUACAAGAUUGCGUUCUGGAUGCGCAAGUACAAGGCUAUGUCAUACAAGAGGACUUGGAUUUGGUCAAUUUCCAGUCAAAUAUGCAGUCUUGAUUUGGGGUCGCUUACUGCAUCUGAACGUCAGGGGUGCACUGCAACAACAACUCGUUACAGGGACAAGAAUGGCAAACUCAAAUUCAAGGGGAAUUCCAACUUGAAACGUUCCCAGCAGUAUACCUAUAAGUUUGCUUCCAAGAUAGUGCAGUUGGUGCCGAAGAUUCGCAAGGAUACCAAGACCAAACCAAUUCCCAUUCAGGUGCAGCAGGACUCCUUUCAGAACCUAUUUGCCAACAUGAAUUUCAGUGAUGAAUGCCGAGCCUGGGAUGCUGGGAUUAGCUUAGUGAAGAUGGAAACUGGCAUGGAUCCUUUGAGGGCUUCUGAUGCCGCGAUUGCGGAAGAGCUUGCAAAGCUUCAGGAUAUGCUGCAGCAUGUGGCGAUGAUUGGAGCGCCUGAGGAGCCACCCAGAAACGACUACCAGGAUGUUUCAGCUGAUGUGGGCAAUGAUUCAAUGGAAUCGUUAGACCAUGAACUUUGUCAUGAUGACCCCUAUGACUAUGGUUUCUUUCAUCAGGCUGAUGAGGUUGGAGCUACUGCGGAUGACUGCGCUGAUAUGUGGCAAACUCUGCAAGCAGCGCUCAAUGAGGUUGCUGAGUUGCGUGCGACACCUCCUAAGCCAAAGGAGUCUUUCAUCAGAAGGUGCCGCAGGAAGAUUGAGUUCAUCAAUGAGCAGGACCUCUACGCUGAGGGGGAGUUCUUGAGCGAACAGGACUUGAUAGAGCAGGAGUACAAAGAGACCCGCAUCAACGCAAUCAAAGCUGAGUGUGCCAAGCGCAAGGGCUGGAUCCGGCGUGACAGGUACGAGAAGCACGUGAAGUUGUAUUGGGUGGAGACCAAGCUGGGUGGCAAAAACCUGCAACUCAGCUGUAUACAUAGACAUGCAAACCAACAUUUAAAGCUAUCAUGA